Molecule: messenger RNA, 1407 nt
Organism: Enterobius vermicularis (human pinworm)
Lineage: Eukaryota; Metazoa; Nematoda; Chromadorea; Rhabditida; Oxyuridae
Source: the annotation of a GenBank genome assembly
CUGAUAACUCCAGUAUUCACAACAUCGAUUCCAUACGUGACGCAGGCACCAACUCCAUCGCAACGCUCGUUGGUUACAGAAUCUCCACUUAACGGUGAGUAUUCACGCGUUACACAGCCGUCUGUAAUUAAUUCUGCAACGCAUUUUUAUGUUAUCUCCUCUCCAACGUCUGUGCGACCCUUUUUAACACAUUUUUUGCAUACGACAUCUUCAUCGUCUACAGUUUUGGAUAAUUUUAAUGUAAAAGAUAUCAAACACCAACCAUCCAGUGUUAACAGAGAACGCAGCUCUCACAAAGUUGAUGUUAAUGAUGAUGAUGACCAAGAUGAUGAUAAUGUUGAUGAUAGUAACUCUGAUGAAUCAAAUGAGCAACCACGACAGUGGACAUUAAAACCUGUCGUACCGUACCGUAAAACGACGCUUGUUAAUACUCCAUCAUUAUCAUUUCAUAGCACUGUUUCCCCUUUGAAUCGUAAACCGUGGAAUGAAAAUGUUCCGCACUUGUUCAGCAAUUAUCGUACUCAAGGAACACCACUGCUACCGGUGAUAAAGCAUGUGACAAAACACUAUCGUUUGCCGCAAUCACCAACACCUUCACCUUAUACACGUAACUUAUACCCGAAAAUUUCAUCUAAUUCAACUUUAAUUGUCAACGCACCGCAACUUUUACCACGCUUUAAUGAGACAACAAAGCUGUAUCGAUCGGCUGCAGCCAAAUAUGGCAAAAAAAGACCGACGGCAGCUGGUGAAAAUAGACGAAAAAGCGAUGGUAAAAUUGUGUCCAGUUACGGGAAAAGUGGAAAAAAAAUUCACAGUGAAACUGUUGUUGCACCCAGCAUGUCGGUAACACCACCAGCAAAUCGGUGGCGAUCACGUUAUAUGCCUUCGUUGUCAAGUACACCAACACCGAUACGAAGACCAAAUUUACCCAAACCACAUGUAUCGUCAUCGCAUGGAUCGCUGAACCCUGUUGAUUAUCCCUAUAGGGUUACGUCAAACCCAGUUGUAUAUGAUCCAACUUAUUUUGAAGAUCUCUGGUUCGAUCUAAUAACGACACCAGCAGUCUUCUAUAAAGCAGACAGUUCAGUACGAACGACGCUCAUUUCUGACUUGGAGCGAUCAUUUGUUACCGUUGGUCCAACCAGAAGAAUACUACUUACAACAACAACAGCAAAACCAAGAGCUGAAGCUGGUGCUGGAGCAAGAUCAGGAGCAGCAGCGGCAACGAGAUCACCACCAUCAUUACCACAAACACCACCGACAGCUUUAACAACAAAACAACAGUUUUUAAAGUUUACAGGUGGACUUCGUAGAUACCAAACUACGAAAGCACCUGUAACAUUGAGAAGGCAUACAGUAACUAAAACAGCGAAAACCUACGGUAAGUGCUUGAGUAGAUCGUGUUGA